Molecule: messenger RNA, 5956 nt
Organism: Salarias fasciatus (jewelled blenny)
Lineage: Eukaryota; Metazoa; Chordata; Actinopteri; Blenniiformes; Blenniidae
Gene: tbc1d10b
Product: TBC1 domain family, member 10b
Exons: 10
Coding region: 459-3131 (890 amino acids)
Biological process (GO): regulation of GTPase activity
Molecular function (GO): small GTPase binding; GTPase activator activity
Source: RefSeq, a predicted model, not a curated record
UAGCUGUCAGUAGGAAAUGCGGGCUGUGCGGACUGUGCGUGCUGGAUGCUCCCAAGCCGCCGUGCAUGGAUAAACCGCCACAGUUCGAGCUUUAGUUUGAGAAUGAAAGGUUUCCUGGGUUUGGUGAGGACGCCUGGAGCAGCUCCGCGCGUCUGCCUGAGAUAACAGAAGCGUUUAGGUUAGCUGGAAGCGCUAAUGCUAAUGAGGCUAACGCCAGCUAGCUGCUAACAGCCUGCUAGCUCACUGUUUCCAGGACGUCUGCUCCUCCGGUUUCUCCUUCCAGUCCCGCUUGGCCGCUCAUUCCCCCGCGUUUGACUUUUUUUUUAGAUUCCCUCUCAAACGGAGGAGGUAACGGAGCCGGAGCUGUGGCGGGGGGACGCACCGACACGAACCCCCUGGCUCUCCAGGCGGACGGAUAUCAGUGACACGCCGGUCGUGGGAGAGAUCUGAGUGGAACCAUGGCUGAGCUCUCCACUUUGUCCCCAUCACCACCUGCACUGGGCGACCCCCAUGCUGCGCCGUCUGUCCCUGCGUCCAGCAGCCCGGCUCCAGAGACAGCCAGGGAGGUGCCCGCUCCAAAGUCUUCCCUGUACAACGACAAAGCUCUGGCGGGCUUGGCCUCCUCUCUACAGCCACCUCAGAGCCCCCCCAGCCCCCCCGCUAAGCCCCCCGCCCCGCCGACGGUACAUGGAGCUGCUCCACUGCAGGAGGAGUCAGCAGGGAAAGACACGGAGACUGCAGCUCUGGUCGUUCAGGAGACGAUAUGUGACACGGCUGCAGCAGAGCUCCACCACACUGAGGCCCCCAGCACUGAGGCCCCCAGCACUGAGGCCCCCAACACUGAGGCCCCUGCACUGGCUAGUGAGCCUUCAGCUCCCAGCGAAACCCCUCAAGCAUCCUCCUCUCCUGAUGAAAAUCCCACUCCAAACCUGUACCCCAGUGUGCAUGUCGCCCACAACCCAAACCCCGUCCCGGACGAAGCUCCAGUGACGGUGGUCCCGACCGAAACGGCUCCGUCAGCUCCAGCCACAGCUGAGGAGAAGGUGGAGGAGGAGGAGAAACCUCAGCCGCCCCAACAAGCACAACACCCUCAGAGCGAACCUCCUCCAGUGUCCCCGAAGCCUCAGCUGGACGCCAGGAAGGGGGACCCGCCCACCACGCCCCCCCGGGCGGAGCACCCCAGCCCCACCGUGCCGCUGAUCCACGAGCCCGCCUGCCCGCUGCCCAACCCCAACCCCCGGCCGGCCCCCGACACCCUCAGCUACCUGGAGUCGGCCAGCCUGAUGUCGGGGACGCUGGAGUCUCUGUCCGGACUGGGAGAGGACGGCAGCUCAGUGGGCUCAGACUCCGAGAUCAACGGCCUCACCGUCCGGCGCACCGACAAAUACGGCUUCCUGGGAGGGAAUCAGUACAGCGACGGCGGCGAUAAGGAGGUGCGAGUGGAAGUAGCCAGACAGAGGGAGAUGAAAUGGCUCGACAUGUUUGCUAACUGGGACAAAUGGAUCAAACAUCGCUUCCAGAAGGUGAAGUUACGCUGCAGGAAGGGAGUCCCAUCGUCUCUCAGAUCCAAAGCGUGGCAGCUGCUGUCGAACAGCCAGGAGCUUCUGCUGGCCAACCCGGGGAAGUUCGAGGAGCUGGAGCGAGAGCAAGGGGAAGCCAAAUGGCUCGACAUUAUAGAGAAGGACCUCCACAGGCAGUUCCCCUUUCAUGAGAUGUUUGCAGCUCGUGGUGGCCAUGGACAACAGGACCUGUACCGGAUCCUGAAGGCCUACACCAUCUACCGGCCCGAUGAGGGCUACUGCCAGGCCCAGGCGCCGGUGGCGGCCGUGCUGCUCAUGCACAUGCCUGCUGAGCAAGCCUUCUGGUGCCUCGUCCAGAUAUGUGAGAAGUAUCUUCCAGGUUACUACAGCGCUGGACUGGAGGCCAUCCAGCUGGACGGGGAGAUCUUCUUCUCUCUGUUGCGGCGCACCUGUCCCAUGGCGUACCGCCACCUGAAGAAGUUCAAGAUUGACCCCAUCCUCUACAUGACGGAGUGGUUCAUGUGCAUCUUCUCCCGGACGUUGCCCUGGGCCUGCGUGCUGCGGGUGUGGGACAUGUUCUUCUGCGAAGGGGUGAAGAUCGUGUUCCGCGUGGGCCUGGUGCUCCUGAAGCAGAUGCUGGGCUCGGUGGAUAAGCUGCGGGAGCUCCAGGGCAUGUACGAGACGAUGGAGCGCCUGCGGAACAUCUCGCCCGACAUGAUCAGAGAGGACAUACUGGUACAGGAGGUCAUCACGCUGCAGGUGACGGAGGCGCUGAUCGAGCGGGAGUGCAGCGUCCAGGUGAGGAAGUGGCGCGAGUCCCGGGGGGAGCUGACUCACCAGCCGGGCCGCCGGCUGCACGGCACGCGGGCCGUCUACGAGCACAAGCGCCGCGCCGCCGCCAUCACCUCGGGCGGCAGCUUCUCCUUCCUGGGGAGCCCCGUGCCGCCGCCGGGGCCCCUGAGGGCCUCCUCCAGCCUGCUGUCGCUGCCCGGCUUCCGGAAGUCCAAGGCCCCGUUCCACUCCCAGACCAAGAAGGGCUCCUUCUCGGGGCCGUCGGGGACGGACGGCCCGCCGCCCCACUCCCCGCCACCGGCAGCGGCGGCGGCGGUGGCGUCCAGCCCGAGCCGGGGGCCCGGCCACAAGCCGCCCAUCCCGCCGGGGGCCGCCCAGCGGGCGCACGUCCAGAGCCCGCUGGUCGGGGGCGCGGCCCGGCCCGCCUCCCCGGCCCCGCCCCCCGCCACGCUGUCCCCCUCCCCCGUCAUCGUCUCCGAGCACAUCACCCCCACCAUCCCCUCCCCCACCGCCAACAACGCCCCGCUGGCGCCCUGCCCGGACUCCAGGAGGGAGGCGGCGCCGGCGGCCGACGCCCCCAACCCCGAGGAGGAAGGGAAGAAGAAGAAGAGGAGCAAAGAAGACAAGAAGAAGGAGAAGGACGACGAGAAGAAGAAGCAGAAGGAGAAGAAGGAAAAGGAGAAGGCCGAGAAAGAGAGGAUGAAGAAGGAGAAGGAGCGUCUAGAAAAGGAGAAGAAGAAAGGAGCCAAGAAAAAAGACAAAGGCGGAGGAGAGGCGGAGGACAAAAAUGGAGCCGCAGCAGCGAAAGAGUCGGCCUAGUUUUCCACCCGGUCAUUCCAGGAUCAUGAAAAGGAAAAAGAAAAUAGGUCAGAGGGGCCGCAGACCCCCGAACAGAAAGUCAUUGAUUAAAAAAAACAAAACAAAACAAAACAAAUGGGAAGCUUCCUGUGUCAUACAUCAUGUUGAGACUCCAUUCAGAUCGAGUACUGUGGUGGACGAAACUGGAUCACGCUUUUAAAAGCACCUCGGGGGCUUUCAGCCUCGGGCUCAGUGCUUUCCUUUCUUUUUCUUUUUCUUUUUUUUUUUUUCUCUCUGAGUUUUAUUAACAUGGGACAGAUUUCCUUUGUCAACUGGAGCACAGGCUGUGGAUCACAGUCCUCUUCUUUUAGUUUUUUAAAUUCUCUUUCUUGGUUUCAUUUUAAUCAACUCGUUGGUGGAUUUUGAAGAAAAAAACAAAAAUCUGAACAUCGACCGAAGGUAUUGUUGAAGCGGGCGUAGACGUGGCGCCGCGGGUGGUGUAAAUAAGUCGACACUCCUCGUCACCUCUCGUCCGCGGGAAGAAGAAGUCAUCUCAGACACCGGCACCGAAGACGAGCCGCAGUGACGCCGUUGAGGAUGUAUUUAUUGUCGUGUUCGCUGUUGUGAGUGAGUGUGUGCCUUAGUAGCUGUAGUGAAAUGUUAGUGUUUAAUGUGCGGCCUCCGACCCCUCGAGCUCCGCAGAGGAGGAGGAGGCUGAACCCUGGCGCAGAAUGACGUGUGUGUGAGUGUGUGUGUGUGUGUGUGUGUGUGUGUGUAGAGAUUUGUGAGAACCUGUAAAUGUCUUCACAUCCUCCCACUCCGCUCUAUUUAGUGAGCUUUUCUGCCCUACGACUCGACUCACAGGCUGUGUAGCGAUGACUGAGCCUUGCAGUCGACCCUGAGGGUAAAAAAGCCCACCAUUAAACCCCCUCCCCUCCUAAAAAGAGCCGACUGGAGGCGACGACGGACGUUUCCAGGUGUAAAUCUUGUCUCAGCUCACAUCCAACACACACGAGUCAUUCUGCUCCGAUCAGUAACCUCAUAACAAACCAGACGCAGUGCAGCAGGUGUGAGUUUUGGGAGCCUGUUUUUCUUUUUCUUUUAGUUUUUAGCCGUUUCAGAAAACUCGACUUCAUGUUACAAGAAUCCAGAUGUAAUCAGCCGUUGGUGUGAAGGUGUUUCAGUUGAGCAGCCGGACGAGAAUGUGAUCUGAAGUAUCUUAAAUGAAGGUUUUUAAUAGUUUGCGUCUGUUUGUGUUUGCACUCGCUGAUUUUCGUCGCGGAGCGCCGCCGAAGCCCUCCGCUCUGGUUUCAGUGUGGUGAAGGAGAAACGAGCCUCCGCCCGGAAGGACCUAUAGGAAGCCACUUGACUGGAGGUGCCAAUGUAGCAUUAACCUCUGAUCUCUCAUGUAUUUAUGUACAAAGUGGUUAAUUUAAUCAGAUAUAGUAUAUUAUGAAUUCUUAUUAUUUUGAAUCUGACUAUUUUUCUAUGACUGAGAGACGCCUGCUUGACUGGAAGGAUGGGCGGCGGCACGCCGCGGUCGCAGAGGGAUCAUUUGAAGUGUUUUUGUUUUCUUCUUUCUUUGCACGUCGAGUCCUCUGCAUGUCUUUUUGCUAUUGUUUACUGUCAUUGUUGGUUCGGUCAACUUAACGAGUCUCCGGUUUACUGAAGGGCAGUAUUAAACGGGAAGAAGGAAAACGAAUAAACGAAACGAAACAAAACAAAACGGGCCUCCAGCAGAACAAACUGACUGAAGGCGCUCCGUGUGGCGUCCGGUGUUUGUUAUCCAGUUACAUAUUGCACCUUUCAGUGGUUCAGACCGAUGAUUUUACUUUUUUGGGAGUGGAGGAAGUUCUUUGUACUGUAAAAACCUACUAAGAGGUGACGGAUGAACCUGGACUAGUUCUCUUGAAUUGGUGAUCUUAACGUCUGUUUUCACCCAGCGUGUCGUAACGUUCAUGACUAAACGGACUGACGCCCUCGUCUAUUUACACUCAGUGUUUCUGUACUGUAACAUAUUUAUGCAUACAUUUGAAAAAGGCACUGAACCCCGUCAGUAUGCGAUGAAACGUGCCGGAUAGUUUAGUGUAAAACCGUUUGAUGGCAACGAAGUCUAAAAAAAAGAAAAUAAGAAAAAAAAAAAAAAACUAAAACAUCGAAGCUCUUUAACUGUUUUUGUAGUUAAUGAUUAGAGGGACUUUCGUGUAAUUGUAGCCAACAUGUCCUCCAUAAUCACCGUUUUCCCGCCUGUUUCAGGUCUUCACACGGCUGUCGUCACACACACACACACACACACACACACUCAUAUACACUCCCCUCCUCGUUUUGGCACAGAUCAGUGUAGUGUUGAACAACCUGAACACAUCUAUGCAAACCUCCCUCCAUCAUGACUGUUGGUGUGUGAGUGUGUGAGUGUGUGUGUGUGUGUGGCAGCAGGUCACACACCCGGUGUUGACUGUGACACCUGUAAAGAGCAAUACGUCCCCCGAUGGCGUCUCCGUCCGUCCGAACGGAGGACGGGAGCAGACCAGCCGCUUCCAGCAGGUCCGCUCUGCAUUUCAGCAUCUUCCCCGAGUCGCCUGCUACCCGAGAGCGACUCUGCUGAUGCUCAUAUUUAAAAAAAAAACCAACAUGAUACGAAAGUGUUUGAGCUGUGCCCCCCCCCCCCCCCCCCCCCCGUGUCUUCUGUGUCUUUUAAGUUUACACGCCUCUCUUCUCUCUCUAUCUCUGGCGAAAGUGAAAUUAAAUCAUAGCUAAUUGAAUUCAUUCCUUCAGAUCUAAAGCUGAUGUAUUUAUAAUUAAUGAUGAUGACAUUUGUGAUGAGUAAUAAACUAUAAUAUAUUAAA